AUGACUGCUGCGCGUCUGUCACCAGCAGCGAACCUGCUUCGCAACUCCAGACUCUUCGCCAUUCCUGCUGCUGUAUCUCUGCCUGCGGUAGAACCUUCAUCAGAACCGAUAUCAUACUCUGAUUCUGCCACCACUCCAUACCCGACUCGAGCUGCCCUUGAAACUCCAUUGACAUCCUUAAAUCAGGGAGAUUGGGGUUUGAAAAGGCCGCUACCGAUCAAAACUACUACAAAGUCCAGCACGCCUCUUGUGCGGUUCCAAAGAGGAAUCGACACCCCCGAACACGUUGUCGACUUUGAAUCCGCAGCAGAUCAUGUCCUCACUUUGCGCAAGUACCAGGAGCUAAAUCUUAGAGUGGUCUUGCCUGCGCCGCGGGAUAGGAAGUCAACAUUGAAUCCACAACGAACAAGUGCCUUCGACCCGGAAGUAGAUCAUACUACCGACCAGCCUCCCCCGGUACUCAACGGAAAUGCGUCCACGUCGUGGCUAGAUGAGAGUGUAUCAGAACGUGCAAAGAAGAUGCCGCAGCAUCUAAAAGAUGCGCUUGAGAAGAUUAUAAAAGAAAGAGCAGAUGCAACAAAUCCUGGGGUUGAAGUACUUCCAACACAGGCGCAACCUUCUACCUCUGCAGCUCCGCAGUCUAUGCAAACUGCUCGCAGGUGGCGCUACUCUGGACCGUAUUUAGCAGGACUGAACGGGCUGGAAUUCGAUGGAUUUUUGAAAGGCAUCACCAGAGAGAAGAAAGCUGCGUUUAGGGAGUUGGUCAAGAGCCAUUUGGCCGAGCAGCGAGCACAGGAUCAGCGGUUGAAAGCUCUUGAAGAAGGUCAGGCUGACGCAGCUCCUGAGCCUCCGUCAGAGAUCACGGACCAGGAUGUCACAGCGCACCUCCGAUAUCUACGAUCAGAACCCGGCAAAUUUGGUCCCCUGAUUGCAGAGUUCUUUGAUCUAGCUGAUGGUCCCAAGCCCUCAUCGGACACAACUGAUCCAUGGUCGUAUGGCCGUGACACCGUAUCGGCGGAUCUCUACAAAGAAUCUGGACCACCCCGCACGCACCCAUCUGCAGGGCUAGCCUACAUUAAGACAGAAGUGUUCGCGAGCAACGACGCUGUCACUGGUCCCAGAGGAACGCGCGCACCCGUCGCAGCUCGCCUUCUUCGAUCAAUCCAAUCUACCCACAACAAGCAUAUCCCCUUUGUGGGCGUGGCUGGAUUUGUUGUUCCGCAACCCACAAACCCAGGCAUUUCGGAGCAGAACUGGAAGUGGGCACCGGUCAAAGAUGGACCUAAACUAGUGGUGACUCCAACCGCGGCCAACAUCUCGCAGGCCGGCAAAGUCGAGAUCCAAACAAGGAUGCAGCCUGACUGGGUCGUGGAAGAUGAUGUACCCGUCAAUGUCGCCGACAGACGGAACCCAAAAAAUACGUCGGCUCCCAUGAGAACCCUGUCCUCUCAACUCCCAACCUUGACCAGCUUUGGCCGCAAAGAGCUCCCUGUUAGACGACCGCGGCCAGCACCAGAACCUAGUCAGAAUAUUGAUGAAGAGAUAGGUUUGUUGUUGCGGGCGAACUCAAAAUACAAGCCGAACAAGCUUACUUAG
Messenger RNA from Cladophialophora psammophila CBS 110553, 1596 nucleotides. RefSeq lists its product as uncharacterized. Lineage: Eukaryota; Fungi; Ascomycota; Eurotiomycetes; Chaetothyriales; Herpotrichiellaceae. The record is from RefSeq and is a predicted model, not a curated record. The transcript has a single exon. Bases 1 to 1596 code for a protein of 531 amino acids. Gene Ontology annotation, cellular component: mitochondrial small ribosomal subunit. Gene Ontology annotation, biological process: mitochondrial translational initiation. Gene Ontology annotation, molecular function: structural constituent of ribosome.